This is a messenger RNA of Lucilia sericata (common green bottle fly), 1090 nucleotides long. It is a transcript of the gene ATPsynB, whose product is annotated as ATP synthase subunit b, mitochondrial. The record is from RefSeq and is a predicted model, not a curated record. NCBI's taxonomy places the organism in Eukaryota, Metazoa, Arthropoda, Insecta, Diptera, Calliphoridae. Gene Ontology annotation, biological process: proton motive force-driven ATP synthesis. The transcript is spliced from 3 exons. Gene Ontology annotation, molecular function: proton transmembrane transporter activity. Bases 212 to 931 code for a protein of 239 amino acids.
AAUAUUGUUCGUUUGGUUUUUGGGAUAAACAAUAUACCUUGCCAACAUUAAUAGUUUCUGGCAACACUUUAAAAACUUUGACAGUCGCAAUUCACAAUAGCUGCAAACUCACCUUUGCAUAAAUUCGCCUCGAAACGCAAUCGAACGGAGAUCUGUCGUCUAAAACCAAUUUCCUUGUGGAAGAAAAGAAGAAAAUUAAUUUCGUACGAAAAUGAUUUCGAGGGCCGCAAUUCGUUCUGUUCAACGUCCUUUGGGCGCUUUGGCUGUCAGAACCUCAUCUUCUGCUGCUGCUGCCGGUGGUGACCGUCCCGUUCGCCCCGAACAUCCCGGCAAGGUACGUUUGGGUUUCAUUCCAGAAGAAUGGUUCCAAUUCUUCUACAACAAGACUGGUGUCACUGGUCCCUACACCUUCGGUGUUGGUUUGCUCACCUACUUGUGUUCCAAGGAAAUCUACGUCAUGGAACAUGAAUACUACAGUGGUAUUUCCUUGGCCAUUAUGGCUAUCGUUGCUGUUAAGAAACUCGGUCCCGUUGCUGCUAACUGGGCUGAUAAGGAAAUCGACAGAAUCGAAGGCGAAUGGAAACAAGGUCGUGAGGAUGAAUUGAAGGCCCUUCAAGAAUCCAUUGAGGCCGAAAAGAAGGAACAAUGGCGUGCUGAAGGUGCUUUAAUGCUCAUGGAUGCCAAGAAGGAAAAUGUUGCCCUCCAAUUGGAGGCUGCUUUCCGUGAACGCGCCAUGAACGUUUACACUGAAGUCAAACGUCGUUUGGACUACCAAGUUGAGUGCCGUCACAUUGAACGUCGCCUUAGCCAAAAACACAUGGUUGACUGGAUUGUCAAGAAUGUUUUGGGCUCCAUUACACCCCAACAAGAGAAGGAAACUCUCAACAAAUGUAUUGCCGAUUUGUCUGCUUUGGCUGCCCGCGCCAAGUAAAUAAUUUAUUGCAUUACAUUUAGUUAUUAUGAAACAUUGUUUAAAUAAAUAAUAAAACAAAACACUACCACACACUAUAUAAUAUUUGAAAAGAUAAAAUGUGAAAUUUACAAAAAAUAAUAGUAAUAAAUCUCGUCAAACGAAAUUUAAAAAACAAAA